AUGGAUAAUUCUAUCAAUGAUGUUGUGAAUGAUGUUGAUGUUAUGAUUGAAAUAGAGGACAAUGAAAGAGACAAUGAAAAAGCUGUAAAUGACAAAAACCCAUUUGAAAAGAAGUCUAGAAAAAGGACAUCCCAAGCUUGGAAAGAAUUUACUGAAGUAGUCCUUCUAGAUGGUACGAAGAAGGCUCAAUGUCACUGGUCCAAAACACAAUUUACAAUUCAUGUAACUGGUGCUACAACUCAAGUUCUAAGGUGUUAUAAAUUUUGGGGCGUUACAUUAUCAUUUUCUACAAUUGGAUCCGAUAGUGUGACCAAUGUUUUUUCCCUCACGUAUGAUCAUGCGAAGGUAAGGGAAGCUGCUUCUCACAUGAUACUUUAUCAUGAGUAUCCUUUUAUGAAAAUGGAGCAUGUUUUGUUUAACAAGUUUAUGAGGACCGCUACCCCAUAUUGGCAAAAGAUUAGUCGUGCAAUAGCAAAAAAUGACUGUGUAUCAACCUAUGACAUUCAGAAGAAGAAGUUGAAAGCAUUGAUGAAGAAUGUUAACAGAAUCAAUAUCACAAUAGAUUUGUGGAAGUUGGGGAAAAAAAUCCAAUAUAUGGUCAUUACGGCUCAUUUUGUAGAUGAUGACUGGCAAUUACAAAAGCGUGUCCUCAACUUUUGUAAUGUACCACCUCCACAGAUUGGUGUUAUCAUUGCUGAUGCCCUUCACAAAUGUUUAGUUGAAUGGGGAAUUGAAAACAUGGUGGCUACUAUUACAGUUGACAAUGCUUCAUACAAUGAUGUUGCUUUGAGGGUCUUGAAAGAAAACUUUGCCAUGAAGAAGAAAUUACUAUUAGGCAGAAAACUUUUUCACAUUCGUUAUUGUGCAUAUAUCCUCAAUAUCAUGGUGCAAUAUGGCCUUAGUGAAAUUGGAGAUAUUGUUGAUGGUGUUCGUGAAGGUGUAAAGUGUUUGGUUGCAUCAGAAGCUCGUCUUCUUCAAUUUAAUGAAAUUGUUAAACAGUUGUACCAAGAGAGGGAUUUGGGUUUUAUUUAUGUGCCUAGCCUUGAAGAUUGGAUAAAAGUUGAGAGUGUGUGUCAAUUUUUGGCAAUUUUCAAUGAAGUCACAAAUAUCAUUUUUGGAAGUGACUAUCCAACUUCUAAUUUGUUCCUUACAGAGGUGUGGAGAAUAAAAGAGACAUUGAAUGAGAAAUCAGUGGAUGACAAUGAAUACAUUUGA
Messenger RNA from Camellia sinensis, 1215 nucleotides. NCBI's taxonomy places the organism in Eukaryota, Viridiplantae, Streptophyta, Magnoliopsida, Ericales, Theaceae. The record is from RefSeq and is a predicted model, not a curated record.